Molecule: messenger RNA, 2742 nt
Organism: Auxenochlorella protothecoides
Lineage: Eukaryota; Viridiplantae; Chlorophyta; Trebouxiophyceae; Chlorellales; Chlorellaceae
Product: DNA gyrase subunit A
Exons: 10
Coding region: 1-2742 (913 amino acids)
Biological process (GO): DNA topological change
Cellular component (GO): DNA topoisomerase type II (double strand cut, ATP-hydrolyzing) complex
Molecular function (GO): DNA topoisomerase type II (double strand cut, ATP-hydrolyzing) activity; DNA binding; ATP binding
Source: RefSeq, a predicted model, not a curated record
AUGAACACGGGAGACAUGCGCCUCGACGCGGCCCGUAGGGGCCACCACCCUCUGGAUCGGCAGCGUUGUCCCCAGCGCCCCUCCUUUACCACCUCAGCCUCGCCGCGCAAUGGGGCCGCCGCCCCUGAGCCCCCCAUCGCCAACCGCAUCAUCGAGACGGAGCUGGUCGCCGAGGCCGAAAAGUCCUACCUCUCGUACGCCAUGUCUGUGAUCGUGGGGCGCGCCUUGCCCGACGUGCGCGACGGCCUCAAGCCGGUGCACCGCCGCAUCCUGUUUGCCAUGCACGAGCUGGGCAUGACGCAGGGCAAGCCCUUCCGCAAGUGCGCGCGUGUGGUGGGCGAGGUGCUGGGCAAGUUCCACCCGCACGGCGACACCGCGGUGUAUGAUGCGCUGGUGCGCAUGUCGCAGCCCUUUGCCAUGCAGUCCCCGCUCGUAGACGGGCACGGCAACUUUGGGUCGCUGGACGACGACCCCCCCGCGGCCAUGAGGUACACCGAGUGCCGGCUGCAGGCGUACACCGGCGCGGCGCUGCUUGCGGACCUGGAGGCCGAGACCGUGGACUUCGUGCCAAACUUCGACGGGUCGGUGCCGGAGCCGACCGUGCUGCCGGCGCGGCUGCCCAACCUUCUGGUCAACGGCUCCUCGGGCAUCGCGGUGGGCAUCGCCACCAAGAUCCCCUCUCACAACAUGCGCGAGGUGGUGGCGGGCCUCAGGGCCCUCGCCCGAAACCCGCGCAUCUCCACCGCCGCGCUCAUGCGCCACAUCCCCGCGCCAGACUUCCCCACGGGCGGGGAGAUCCUGCUGUCGCCCGCCAUGGCCGACACGUAUGCCAUGGGGCGCGGCACCUUCACCGUGCGUGCCAAGCUGCGGAUCGAGGACGCGGCCAAGGCCCCCACUGCAGGCCGCCGCGCCGGCGCUCGGCACGCUGGCAGCGGCCGCGCCGCGGUGGUGCUGGAGGAGCUGCCGUACCAGACCAACAAGGCGGCGCUGGUGGAGCAGAUCGCGCGCCUGGUGGACGCGGGCACGCUCAUCGGCGUGUCUGACGUACGGGACGAGUCCGACCGCGACGGCAUGCGUGUGGUCGUGGAGGUCAAGCGAGGCUUCGAGCCGGUGCUGGUGGUGAACCAGCUGUACAAGCACACGGCGGUGCAGGGCCGGUUCAGCUGCAACAUGGUGGCCCUGGUGGGGUCCAUGCCCCGCACGCUGGGCCUGCGUGCCUUCCUGCAGGAGUGGCUGGACUUCCGGGCGACGGUGGUGGCGGCGCGCGCGCGCGCGGCGCUGGGCCGUGCCCGCCGCCGCCUGCACCUGGUGGACGGCUUCCUGCUGGCCCUGCGCGACAUCGAGGGCGUGGUGCGCAGCGUGCGCGAUGCGGCCGACGGCCCCGCCGCCGCCGCGGCGCUGGUGGCGCGCCAUGGGCUCAGCCGCGAGCAGGCAGACGGCGUGCUGGGCCUGGCGCUGCGCCGCCUGACCUCGCUGGAAAGCGGGAACCUGGAGGAGGAGGCGGCCAGCCUGAGGGCCAGGCAUGUGGUUGCUGAGCUGGAGGCCUUGCUGGCCAGUCAGGAUAAGGUGCUGGACGUGGUGGUGGCCGAGGCGGAGGAGAUCGCCGAGAAGUUUGGCCGCCCACGCCGCACGGCCCUGGUCUCGGAGGACCCGGGCUCCAGCGGCGAUCUGCAGACGGAGGAUGUGACCCCCAACGCGCCCUCCCUCAUCGUGUACAGCCGGCGCGGGUACAUCAAGCGCAUGCGCACCGACGCCUUCUCGGUCCAGCGCCUGCGCGGCCGCGGCAAGCGCACCACCGGCCUGCGCGAUGAUGACAGCGUGGAGGACGUGGUGGCCGUCAACGACCACGACCGCCUGCUCCUCUUCACCGCCGCAGGGAAGAUGCACGCGCUGCGCGCCUACGAGGUGCCCGAGGCCUCCCGCACCUCCGGCGGCACCGCCAUCAAGUCCCUGUUUCCCCGCAUCGGCGUGCUGGCGGCAGUGCUCCCCUUGCCGGGCGAGCCUGUGGCUGUUCCAGGCGGCAACAGUAGCAGUGCCGAGGACGCAGACGCCGACCCCCCCCCGCCGAACGACGACGUCGUGUUACUGACCAGCAAGGGCCUGGCCAAGCGCGUGCCGCUGGCGCGCUUCGGCCGCAUGUCGCGCCACGGCAAGCUGGCCAUGGGCCUCACCGAGGGCGACAGCGUCAGGUUUGUCUGCACCGCGGGGGACACCGACUCCAUUCUCCUGGCCGCCAGCACCGGCUACGUCAUCCACUUCAGGACCUCCCUCCUCCGGCCCUCCAGCCGGGGGGCGGGCGGCGUGAAGACAAUGCUGCUGCGUGGCGACGCCCACCUGGUGGGCAUGGGCGUGCUGCCCUGCGGCGUGGCGGCCGAGGAGGAAACCGAGGCCAAUGGGCCCGAGGAGGAGGCCGAGGCCUCCAGCGGUGAGGAGGAGUACGAGGGCGAGGACGACGAGGAGGGCCCCGCGGCGGCCGCCGAGGAGACGCCCGGCCCCUGGCUCCUGCUGCUCACGCGGCGGGGCCUGGGGAAGCGCGUCGCGCUGGCCGACUUCCGGCUGCAGGGCCGCGCGGAGUCUGGCGACUGCACUGAUGUCCUGGUGUCCACCGAGAACGGCCUGUCGGUGCGCCUGGCGCUGGGCGACAUCCGGGUGCUUGGCCGGGCCGGGACCAAGGGCCACCGCGUUCUCAAAGUCCAGCCGGGCGACGCCGUGGCCAGCGCCACCCUGGUGGGCCGCGGGUAG